Molecule: messenger RNA, 2473 nt
Organism: Hermetia illucens (black soldier fly)
Lineage: Eukaryota; Metazoa; Arthropoda; Insecta; Diptera; Stratiomyidae
Product: zinc finger protein 260-like
Exons: 7
Coding region: 188-2401 (737 amino acids)
Cellular component (GO): nucleus
Molecular function (GO): zinc ion binding
Source: RefSeq, a predicted model, not a curated record
AGUUGCCCAACUCAGUGGUCGUCUCGCUCACACCUCGUUCGACAUAUUUACAAUUUGCUAAUUGUCACGGAACCGAUAGAAGAAAAUUUCAUUAUUCCAUUCUAAUAAUUUUGUAAACAAAUAAUUAUGCUGUGUGCACUUAUUGGCUGUUGAUUCUUGAUUGAGUAUUCCAAAGUAUCGCGUCUAAAUGAGCGAGUUUAGUAUGAUGAACGUUCAAGUGUUGGACUUUGCGAAAAUAUGUCGAACGUGUUUGGGAUCCGACAAACGCAUGAAAUGCUUGUUCCCGGGAGAUAGUGGAGAUUCGAAGGAACUGGAUGAGAUCAGGAAGAUGAUUUCCGAUUGUACAAUAUACCCAGUUUUAAAAAAUGAUCAUCUUCCCAACAACAUCUGUUCAAAAUGUAUUAGUAAAGUUCGAGUUGCCUACGAUUUCAAAUCACAAUGCGAACGUGCUUUCGAAAUGCUGUUGUCCGUAAUGGAAACCUACAAUCUUGGCGUAAAAGCUGACAAUCAUGUCAUUCCUGCCGAAUUAGUUUUGGUUGAUAGCCAGAACGUGAAGGAAGAAAUUGAUAAUUUUUAUCCCAACUCAAAUGAUCAAGAGGGUUUUGAUUCAGCUAAUACAGAGUAUGGAACAGUCGGUACAGCUCAGCUGAUAGAAACGGUUAAGGCGGAAGGGACUGCCGAACACAAGUGUACAACAUGCCCAAAAGUUUUUUCAAAAGAAGUCCAUCUAAGAAAGCACAUGGCAACUGUGCACCCAAAUAGCGAGGACGUUUGCAGUUUAUGUAGCAAAAAUUGUGGGAACCCGACGAGACUGAAAAAGCAUAUGUUAUUAUGUCACUCAGAAAGCAGUUUGGAUAGGGAAAGCAACAAAAAGGAAAUUUCGAAAAGCACCGAUUGCGUGGAAGAAUUCGAAUCUGUACAGGAGUUAAGCGAACACAUUUGUAGCAAUGAUAAUUCAUUUGAUCCAACUAACGUGGAAGCUAUAUUAGGUCUAACUGGAACUAAGGAGGAAAAGGAAGAACAUGCGUCGGACAGUGGUGAUCCUGCCUACCUAUACGACGAUGAACAGUGCGACGAGAACGAAAACGACGACGACGAAAGUUGCGACGACGAUAAAAUUCCACUUUCGGAAUUGCUAAAACCAAAAACGAGAAAGAAGAAAAGAGAUAAAUCAUCUCUAAACAAAACCGAUGCUGACUCCAACCAAUCCAAAGAUGAAAACAAAUCGCCAGUGAAAAAAGAACAUAAAUGCGACAUUUGCAAUAAAAUAUUUUCACGUUCCUCACAUUUGAAAAGGCACAAGUUCACACAUUCUGAGGAGAAGCCUUUCGUAUGUAAAGAAUGCAAUAAAGGCUUUACUCGUGCCGAUCAUUUAAGACUUCAUAAAUUCAACCAUUCUACGGUGAAACCGUACAUUUGCCCUGAUUGCAAUCGUGGAUUCAUACAAGCCGAACGUCUGAAACGACACCAAGAAAGAGGAUACUGUGACAAAGAGAAAAAUCCAAAUCCUAAAACCGAAUUUUGUACAAUUUGCGGCAAAGGAUUUACUACAGCUAAAUAUCUUGCUAUUCAUGUGAGAACACAUACGGAUCGUAAGUGGAAUUGCAAACACUGUCCAGAAGUAUUUGAUUCUAAACAAGAACUGACGGGACACUCCAAAACACACGCGCAUGAAACUGAAAAGCCAUUUUUGUGCUCUGAAUGUGGAUUACGAUUUGUGCGUAAUGAUUACUUGAUUAUCCACAUGCGACGCCACAAAGGCGAGAAGCCUUACAAAUGUAAAUAUUGCAGUAAAGGAUUUCCACGAGCAACAGACUUGAAUGUCCAUGAGAGAUAUCAUACGGGGGAGAAGACACAUUUGUGCACAGUUUGUGGGAAGGGAUUCCAACGUGCCUAUAAUUUGCUAGUUCAUAUGCGAGUUCACACAGGGGAACGACCAUACAAAUGUCCUCAUUGUACAAAGUGUUUCGCCCAAGGAAACGAUUUAAAAUCACAUAUCCGACGACACACCGGUGAACGCUUUAAAUGUGAGAUAUGUGAAGAAGGUUUUAUUCAAGGAUACCAUCUAACACAACACAAACGUAAUGUUCAUGGAAUUGACGCACAAUCGCAUAUUCGUCGAGUGGAAAAAUUCGUGACUCAAACUGAACAACAACAGCAAAUGGAAGCAAUUCGCCAGCAGCAAACUGAAACUCGAGCGCCAAACGAUGCAGUGGAAAUGCACAGCAGCGACAGUGAACACUUACAGGCAGUAAAAUGUGAAGAUGGGAUUGCAAUGGAGGGUUCAUAUUAUGCAGGCCAUAGCGAUGACGGGGUAACGAAUGGGGGUGAAGGAAUGGUGAUUUACACAACAAUUGAAAAUGAUUCUAAUGUAAUGGAGUAUGAGGCAAAUUGUAAGUAGCUUUAAAAAUGUAAAACAAAAUAUGUUUCCUCAGUAAACGGUAAAAAUAUACGAAGUAAAUUAUAUACGAAA